Messenger RNA from Letharia lupina, 882 nucleotides. RefSeq lists its product as uncharacterized. The transcript is spliced from 3 exons. Gene Ontology annotation, biological process: cristae formation. The coding region runs from base 1 to 882 and encodes 293 amino acids. The record is from RefSeq and is a predicted model, not a curated record. Lineage: Eukaryota; Fungi; Ascomycota; Lecanoromycetes; Lecanorales; Parmeliaceae.
AUGGCCCCUCCUGCGCACGUUGAUGAUUAUUACGACAUUCUCAACAUAUCGAAUACUGCCGCUGCUGGAGAAGUGAUCGCUAGUUAUAGAAGACUAGUAAAGAUCCGGCAUCCUGACAAAAAGCGCGGCUCGACAGAUGCGUUUCAGCAGCUCGGGAAAGCUUAUGAGAUCCUCAAAGACCCUGUAGAACGACGUGCGUACGAUUCGGUAUGGCCAGGCAUCAGAGAUCGUCUAGGAACACAGCACCAAUCGGAUUUGCGCCAAGCUGAAGCUGCGGAGGCAGAAACGCGGAGGGAGGCUGAAGCAAGGGCGAAGAAACAAGAGGAAGCAAGAAAGAGGAGGGGAGCUGAAGCAAGGGCGAAAACAAAAGAGGAAGAUGAAGCAAGAAGGAGCAGGGGAGCUGAAACGAGGGCGAAAGAUCUGGAAAAUGCAGGACGACAGAAGUCCUUCAAUCUUGGCGAAUACGACAAGGAUAUCUCCGACUUACAUCAGCACACAACCACGCUUGAAAAAGACUUGAAUCAACUCGAGGACCAGGAUAAUGAAGAUCCCAGAAUUGAGAAGGAGCAAAAUAGCUAUCGGACAUACUUGAGCUCAUAUUUCUAUCCCAAAGCGAAAGAAACCGAGGAGCAGAAGCAGGCGAGAGAGAAUGAACGUAUACAGAGGCGUACAAGUCGUCGCUUCAAAGAGAUUUUGUUAACAACGACGAAGGGCAAGUUACAGAGACAGCGCGAUGCACUGCAACGCGUCAUCGAUCAGAUUGCCGCUGAGGAGGAGCCAGUAGAAUAUAGCAAGAAAAAAGAGGAGAGUGGAGGGAAGUGGAGGAGGAAGACAAGGACAGAAAGGCGGAGGAUGAGAAGAAGAAGGCGGAAGAAAAGGUGA